GUGGAGGUGCUGGGAGCAGCUGCUUUUGGCAGAGGGGAGGGUCAGGUGUGGUCAGAGGAGCUUCAGUGUAGAGGCAAUGAAGCUGAGAUUUACUUCUGUCCAACAUCAUCUUCACUCAAACACAGCUGUACUCAUGGCAGUGAUGUGGGACUGGUGUGCACUGGUCACACUCAGGCUCGGCUGGUGAGUGGCUCUGACUCCUGUUCUGGUCGAGCCGAGCUCCAGUACCUCAGUGAGUGGGGCACAGUGUGUGAUGUAAGCUGGAAUAUGAAAGCUGCCAGUGUCCUCUGUGGUCAGCUGAAGUGUGGGAGUGCUGUGGCUGUGUUGGGGUCAGACUGGUUUGGGGAGGGGAGUGGCCAGAUCUGGGCCGAUGUGUUUGAUUGUCAGGGGAACGAAACACACCUGUCAAAAUGUCCCAUUUCAUCAUGGAGUCGAGCUGCAUGCUCUCAUAAACAGGAUGCUGGUGUCAUCUGCAGUGGUUCCUCUCUGGUGUUUCAUGAGGGGCGAGUGCGGUUGUCUGGAGGGAUGGAGUGUGAGGGGGAGGUGGAGGUUUACUUCAUGCAGGACUGGAGGAGAGUUCUGCUGGACUCCUGGAGUGAGUCUGAGGCCUCUGUGGUCUGCAGACAGCUGGGCUGUGGCUCUGUGUUCAGCUUCUCCAGCUCCUCUACAUCCAGUCCUGAACACAGACACAUGUGUCUGACGGGUUUCAGUUGCUCUGGGAAUGAAGCUCAUCUGGGGAACUGUAGUAGUGCGGAAGUUAUGGAGAAGUCCUGCAGUUCCGGAAAACAGCUCUCAAUCACCUGCUCUGCUCACAGCUCCAUCAGGCUGGUUGGUUCUGGGGGAGACUGUGCAGGAAGACUGGAGGUUUUCCACAGUGGCUCAUGGGGAACAGUGAGUGAUGACUUGUGGGAUAUUAAGGACGCGCAGGUGGUUUGCAGACAGCUGCAAUGUGGAGUGGCACUUAGUGAUCCCAUACCAGCUCAGUUUGGACCUGGAACUGGACCCAUAUGGCUGAAUGAGGUGGAGUGUGAGGGGAACGAGGCAUCCCUGUGGAACUGCAGACUUCAGCUGUGUGAAGAGGAUGAAUGUGGAAACAAGAACCAUGUAGGAGUCGUGUGUUCAGAGUUUAAAGAGUUCAGACUCACUGAGGGCUGUGAGGGGAAUCUAGAAGUGUUCUACAAUGGAACCUGGGGCAAUGUGUGUGUAAAUGGGAUGGAUGAAGAAACAGUAAGUCUCGUCUGUCAAGAGCUGAACUGUGGAAGAUCUGGCAGUGAGAGGGCUACCAAAGCAAGAGUGGAAUCAGCUCCUAACUGGCUGGACAAUCUGAAAUGUAGGAAACAUGACUCCACUCUGUGGCAUUGUCCAUCUUCACCCUGGAGACAGAAUAACUGUUAUAAUCGCCAUGAAGUGGCUAAAAUUACCUGCUCAGAGGUGGAAAAUCAUCUUGUGCAGCGAAGUCAUCUGAAAUGCUCUUUAUCUCUCCAUCAAAGACGGUGCUUAAAUCACCUGCCUCUCAGGUUGAGAGGAGGGGAAGGAAGCUGCUCUGGGGGGUUGGAGGUGUAUCACAACUCUAUGUGGGGGUCUGUCUGUGAUAAUGAUUGGGACAUCAGGGAUGCUCAGGUGGUCUGCAGGCAGCUGGGCUGUGGGCCGGCGCUGAGUGCUGAUGGGAGUGCUGACUUUGGUGCUGGUAAAGGGCCUAUCUGGCUGAACAGAGUGAAGUGUACAGGGAAUGAGAUUCACCUGUGGGACUGUCCUCAUUCCCUGAAGAACCACACUGACUGCUCCCACAGGCAGGAUGCUGGAGUCACCUGUACAGGUCAGAGGAGUCUGCUGGACUUUGAAGAUGUGUCUGAUGCUUCUGUUACUUCAUCUACUGACUACUGUCUGACAACACUGACUACUACAUACAGUGGGGGAAAUGCAGUUAUUCACACCUUUCUACUGCAGAUAUUAGUUCUUCCACCUGUGUUAAUUACAAUCAGCUGACUUACAUGUUAGUAAGUUAGUACUUCCACCCUUUGAACAAGGGGUAAUCACCUCUGAAUGAUAGUGAACACCAACCUGUCACACAAGAAACAUCAAAUAAUGGUGUAACCCAUUUAAACUUUGGUUACUAGGAAGCUCAAAUAAUAAA
Pygocentrus nattereri (red-bellied piranha) is the source of this 2134-nucleotide messenger RNA. Its product is annotated as scavenger receptor cysteine-rich type 1 protein M130-like. The record is from RefSeq and is a predicted model, not a curated record. Lineage: Eukaryota; Metazoa; Chordata; Actinopteri; Characiformes; Serrasalmidae. The transcript has 8 exons. Bases 268 to 1986 code for a protein of 572 amino acids. Gene Ontology annotation, cellular component: membrane.